Chenopodium quinoa (quinoa) is the source of this 333-nucleotide messenger RNA. RefSeq lists its product as uncharacterized. The record is from RefSeq and is a predicted model, not a curated record. Lineage: Eukaryota; Viridiplantae; Streptophyta; Magnoliopsida; Caryophyllales; Amaranthaceae. The transcript has a single exon. Bases 1 to 333 code for a protein of 110 amino acids.
AUGCAAUUUCCUGCUUCAGCUCCAACUCAAGGGUAUCCACCUUAUGGUUAUGCCCCGGCACCGUGUUAUCCACCGCCUUCGAAUUGUGGCUACCCUCCUUACUACUCUUGGGGGUAUCCGGCCCCUUAUAACGCGUUCCCCGGGAGUGUUUUUAACGCCGGGGGUAACACGAAUGGGUCCGGUACGCAAGAGAACGGGGACGUGAACGUUGGGAAUAAUAAGGAGAAAUCCGGAGGUGUUGAUAUAGGGAAAAUUGGUGGGAAUCAUGGUAAUACUAAUGGACAACAAGUAGCUGGUGAUGUUACUCUUGGCAACAUUGGUGGUCGUGCUUAA